GGUGCGUUGCUAAAUAAAUAAAUAAAUAAAUAAUCGAACUUCAUCAGACCCAAUAACGCAACAGUGUAUUGAAGUGAAAAAUGAAAUUAACGAAGAACUGAAUACACCAUGUGCCCUUAAAGUUAAAGAGGAAGUUACCAGUGACCUUGAAAAUGAUAUCUGCAAUGUACAAAAACAACACUGAAGACAAUUUGUCUUGUCAAAAUGUCUUCGAUGUUAAUAUAACGAUUAAAGAUGAGUUUACAAAAAAUAUUGUACAAAUUGGGCAAUUUAUUUCAGCUGAUAAAAUGGGAGUUAACAAGAAAGAUCUGGGGAAUAACUCACAGAUUGAUAAUGCUGGGAAAGGUGAAACAGAAAAUGUUGAUGGAACUGGACACAGAAAAGUAUAUAGCAAUCAAAAGAAAAAGAAAGCAAUGAGUUCAGUUUUCAAGUGUGGUAUAUGCUCAAAAGUAUUCUUGGGCAAUGAUGCCUACAAGGAACAUAUGAAGAAACAUUCAAUAGACCAUCCUAGCAGUACAGGCCAAUCAGGUGCUUUCGUUCUAAAAGUUGGUGAUGACCUGUCAAAUAAACGCACAAUAGUUAAAAUGAAACGAGUUAAGUCAAAAGUGAAAACAAAAAAAGAAGACGAGGAGAUUUUGGCAAAUUAUUUAGACAAAACCAAAGCACGGAGCCAGAGUGGAAACACUUGUGAUGGUGCAAAGAACCAAAGUGUUAGUGCUCAAAAUACUGUUAAAAAUGACAGACUGUAAAACUGUGAACGUUGAAAAUGUGAAUGUUGAAAAUGUGAAUGUUGAAAAUGUGAACGUUGAUAAUGUUAAUGUGGAACUACCCACGGAGGUUAAACAAAUAAAGAAAAAAGAAGGAGACGUCCGUUAACCAUGAGUGUCACAUCUAAAAAGUGCGAUGAUAAG
Messenger RNA from Pararge aegeria (speckled wood butterfly), 911 nucleotides. RefSeq lists its product as uncharacterized. The transcript has 3 exons. The record is from RefSeq and is a predicted model, not a curated record. Bases 153 to 749 code for a protein of 198 amino acids. NCBI's taxonomy places the organism in Eukaryota, Metazoa, Arthropoda, Insecta, Lepidoptera, Nymphalidae.